This is a messenger RNA of Trypanosoma cruzi, 948 nucleotides long. RefSeq lists its product as uncharacterized. NCBI's taxonomy places the organism in Eukaryota, Euglenozoa, Kinetoplastea, Trypanosomatida, Trypanosomatidae. The record is from RefSeq and is a predicted model, not a curated record. Bases 1 to 948 code for a protein of 315 amino acids. The transcript has a single exon.
AUGGUGUACUCUCGUCGGGCCUCCCACGCCAACAGUUGGUAUGAGGGCUCGGCAAAGGUGCUGAAGGCAACAGUGGACGAUCUUUUUGAGAGGGCCAAAGACUUUCAACUGGGUGGUGAUGAGACACUUAUCGGCAUCAUCUCGCCGCACGCCGGUAUCAGUUACUCCGGCCCAACCGCAGCGCACGUGUAUAAAGCCCUGCGUAAUUAUAUCUACGGACCCAAAGGGAACAACGUCACUCACAUCUUUUUGCUGGGCCCGGACCAUCAUAAAGGGUUUGACGGGGUGGAAAUGUCUGGUGCGCAGCAGUACGAAACUCCUUUUGGUGCGCUUUCCAUCGAUACGUCAGUCGUCUCGAGUGUUUUUCAAUCACUCAAAGCGGCUGGUGUACAAACAACACGCAUGUCACAGUCCACUGACGAGGAAGAGCACUCUAUUGAGAUGCAGCUGCCUUUCAUCUCACAUAUUCUUUACCACCCCCCUGCCGGAUUGACAGGAGCGAAGAAUCGAAUUCAACUUGUUCCAAUGCUUGUUGGUUGGACAGACCGUAAGACGGAAGAACGCAUUGGUGCCGUCCUUUCAUCCUAUUCUCAGGAUUCACACAAUAUAUUUGUGCUAAGCUCCGAUUUCUGCCAUUGGGGAUCAAGGUUCCAAUACAAGUAUCACUAUCAAAAGUCGGAGUAUCCUGCAAUUGCCGAUGCCAUUAUCGCCAUGGACCAUGAGGGAAUGGAAUGGCUGGAAAAGCGAGACAUGAACGGUUGGUAUGACUAUCUCAACAAGACACAUAACACCAUUUGCGGUCGUCGGCCCAUUUCCAUAGGCAUGGAAGCCGUAAAAAAUGAUAGAUCGACAACUGUGCGCUUUUUACACUACUCACAGUCAAACCGCUGUGCGAGCCUUUCAGACUCCUCAGUGAGCUACGCCAGUGCUCUCAUCACGCAUCGUUGA